Messenger RNA from Vicia villosa (hairy vetch), 1616 nucleotides. RefSeq names its product chalcone synthase 5-like. The transcript has 2 exons. The record is from RefSeq and is a predicted model, not a curated record. Gene Ontology annotation, biological process: polyketide biosynthetic process. Gene Ontology annotation, molecular function: acyltransferase activity, transferring groups other than amino-acyl groups. Lineage: Eukaryota; Viridiplantae; Streptophyta; Magnoliopsida; Fabales; Fabaceae. Bases 133 to 1302 code for a protein of 389 amino acids.
AUUUUCCUUCCUAUAAAACCAUCUCACCCUCAAACAUCUUUCCACCACAACACUCUUCUUCAUAUUCCUUUUCUACAACAACUUCUGCAAACUACUAAUUAAUACUUUGAAACUUAUUGCAUCAAGAUCAAGAUGGUAAGUGUAUCCGAAAUUCGCAAGGCUCAAAGGGCAGAAGGCCCUGCAACUAUAUUGGCCAUUGGCACUGCUAAUCCAGCUAACUGUGUUGAACAAAGCACAUAUCCUGAUUUCUACUUUAGAAUCACAAACAGUGAGCACAAAACCGAACUCAAACAGAAAUUCCAGCGCAUGUGCGAUAAAUCCAUGAUCAAGAGGAGAUACAUGUAUCUAACAGAAGAGAUUUUGAAAGAAAAUCCUAGUGUUUGUGAAUACAUGGCCCCUUCAUUGGAUGCUAGGCAAGACAUGGUGGUGGUAGAGGUACCUAGACUAGGGAAAGAAGCUGCUGUCAAAGCUAUAAAGGAAUGGGGACAACCAAAGUCAAAGAUUACUCACUUAAUCUUUUGCACUACAAGUGGUGUAGACAUGCCAGGAGCUGAUUAUCAACUCACCAAACUGUUAGGUCUUCGCCCGUAUGUCAAAAGGUAUAUGAUGUACCAACAAGGAUGCUUUGCAGGUGGCACGGUGCUUCGUUUGGCCAAGGAUUUGGCCGAGAAUAAUAAAGGCGCUCGUGUGCUGAUUGUUUGUUCUGAAGUCACUGCAGUCACAUUCCGUGGUCCAAGCGAUACUCAUUUGGAUAGUCUUGUCGGACAAGCAUUAUUUGGAGACGGAGCUGCUGCACUUAUUGUUGGUUCUGAUCCAGUACCAGAAAUUGAGAAACCUAUAUUUGAGAUGGUUUGGACUGCACAAACAAUUGCUCCAGAUAGCGAAGGAGCCAUAGAUGGACACCUUCGUGAAGCAGGGCUAACAUUUCACCUUCUUAAAGAUGUUCCCGCGAUUGUCUCAAAGAACAUUGGUAAAGCAUUAGUUGAGGCUUUCCAACCAUUGGGAAUUUCCGAUUACAACUCAAUCUUUUGGAUUGCACACCCUGGUGGACCAGCAAUUCUCGAUCAAGUAGAGCAAAAGUUAGCCUUGAAACCUGAAAAGAUGAAGGCUACUAGAGAAGUUCUUAGUGAGUAUGGAAAUAUGUCAAGUGCAUGUGUUUUGUUUAUCUUAGAUGAAAUGAGAAAGAAAUCUAUUCAAAAUGGACUAAAGACAACAGGAGAAGGACUUGAAUGGGGUGUGCUAUUUGGCUUUGGACCUGGACUUACCAUUGAAACUGUUGUUUUGCGUAGUGUGGCUAUAUGAGAUGCUUAACUAUUUUAUUUUCAUGUAUUGCAUUCAAAUUUUCUUGAUUUUUAUGUCAGGAUGAAAAAAUCAUCCAAUGUUCCAAAUGUAACAUCAUAUUGAAAUAAUUUUUUUUAAUAAGCAAUUGAUUAUAACACACCGCACUAGGGGUGCAACCCUUACAACAAGAUCACACUAAGAAUUUUAUACAAGAUAAUGGCAAUUUAUACCAAUCAUAAAAGUUAAUCCGACUUGGAAGUUCCUUAUAACUAGCCCAUCUCCAUGAAAAAUACAAGAUAUUUGAUAUCACCUCAUCGAAGCUAAAGAUACCGUUA